Messenger RNA from Phytophthora sojae, 1167 nucleotides. RefSeq lists its product as hypothetical. Gene Ontology annotation, cellular component: nucleus. Lineage: Eukaryota; Oomycota; Peronosporomycetes; Peronosporales; Peronosporaceae. The record is from RefSeq and is a predicted model, not a curated record. Bases 1 to 1167 code for a protein of 388 amino acids. The transcript is spliced from 3 exons. Gene Ontology annotation, molecular function: DNA binding.
AUGCGAAGGGGACGACGCCGAAUUCAUGACGACGGCCGCAGACGCCGGCAAUACCAACGGCAGACGUACACUGUCGAGCUCAAGAUUCAAGUCAUCCAGCACUUUGAGGCUUCAGGCAGCAUGAGGGCAACUCUGGACCGGUUCUUCGACGGCAUGAGCGAGGCAAAGCGGACCAACAAAGCAAAGCUAGUCUACAAGUGGCUUGGCAUGCGGUGUGCCCUUGAAGAGCGCGCGCAAAUUGACCGGUUGGCGUCCCAAUUCCGUGGUCGUGCUUCCGGGAUGGGCUUGACCCUUCCUAGCGAGGUUGAGCAGCGUAUCGUCAAGUGGGUCAAUGACUUCCGGUGUGAAGGGCUCCCGAUUUCAGCUCUCAUGCUGAAGCUGCAGGCGUUGGAGAUAGCACAAGCUGCUGGUAUCCCACCGGACCAUUUUGCGGCAUCGUGGAAAUGGCGCCGAGGGUUCACGCGUCGCCAUAGGCUCUCGUUCCGCGCUCGAACCCAUUUUGGCCAGGAGACGCCUCCUGCGGCAGCGUUACGUGCUGCUGCUUUUGCUAGAGAGACAGGCAUUUUCUUUGAGAUGCUGCCGCGAACGACGCUCGCGCCAACGGGCUCUAGAACGGUCUGGGUGAAGAGCUGCAAGAAAGACAAAGAGCGCAUUACCGCCAUGGUUUUGUGCGACUCAGAAGGCAACAGGUACACCCCGUUCCUCAUGUUGAAGUCGAAGCCGUCGAAGGUGCCGGAGGUGCACGCUGAAAACGCGCUGCUGCAGAAGGUGCCUCCCGGACUUACGUGGCUAAGCCAGACCGCGGAUGCUGUUUGGAUCAAGUCUCUCAAGGACCGCUUGCGUGCCGCCUGGGUAACGUUUCUGCGAGACCAACUAAAGCUCUACACCGCGAGCAACAGCACCGAGAAGUUCACAAUGUCAGCGCCUCAGCGCUCGACUAUCGUGAAAUGGGUGGUGUCCGCAUGGGAAGCGCUUUCCGCAACUACCAUAUCGGCGGUCUUUAGAAAGUGCGGUCUAACGGGAGCUGGGGACGAUCCUUCUAGCUACGAGCUAGAAGACGACGAGGAGGCGCUGGCUUCUAUCAACGAAGUCACCAGUCAACUUGAGCAGCUACAAGCAUUUGAACUUGUCGUUAAAGCCGACAUUGUUGAGAGUGCUGUUGUCUAG